This is a messenger RNA of Coccinella septempunctata (seven-spotted ladybird), 1861 nucleotides long. RefSeq names its product protein O-glucosyltransferase 2-like. NCBI's taxonomy places the organism in Eukaryota, Metazoa, Arthropoda, Insecta, Coleoptera, Coccinellidae. Gene Ontology annotation, cellular component: endomembrane system. Gene Ontology annotation, molecular function: protein binding; glucosyltransferase activity. Bases 107 to 1588 code for a protein of 493 amino acids. The record is from RefSeq and is a predicted model, not a curated record. The transcript has 5 exons.
AUUAAUUUAUAUAUAGUUUGAUCUCAAAUUUUUUCUCAAAGGAAAAUGCAUUUGUAUCAUUGCCGUGAACCCCUAUCUUAAAUCAUUUAUUUUAUUGCUCGUAAUUAUGAUUAAAAUCUUUAUAAUAUCAUUCUUCUGUCUCCAUACAUUUGGCCAAACUGUAAGUCCUAAAUUCACUAGAAUCUGGGGGCCAGGAUUGCAUCCAGAUAAAAUUGUUAUGCCAGCAAGAUAUUUCUUCAUUGAGGCAAGAGAUAAUUAUAACAAGAGAUUCAAUCAUUCGAUUGCUGAUGCAUUGAAAGUGAGUGUUGAGGGCCUAAUUGGAAACAAGAGACCAUGUAGAAUAAACAUCAACAAAUUAGACAGAGAAGAUGGUUCGCUAAUAGUUAGAUACAAACUUUUCGAGAAAUGUGAUAAUUUAAUGAUCAGUAUUACAUAUUCUGGAGAGCACAUUGCUGAAUCGCCAUAUAAAUAUUCACAAAUAAUUCUUUCUGAACAAUGCGAUUGUCCUAAUGGAAAUCUUCCUGAGAUGUUGAAUCAGUGGGAUUGUGGUUUUAUUCCUAAGCAAAUAUCUCAAGAUCUUAUGCAUUUCAAUGAUAUAAAUUGGGAUGAUAUAAGAGUAAAGGUGAUUGAAAAAUUCAAUAAGCCAUACUCUAUAAGCUUAUGCCACUAUGUAAUUAAAAGUAAUCGAAUAUAUAGAAAAUGCUAUGGCCAGUAUGUUGGAUUCAAAAUGUUUAUGGAUAAUAUUUUAUUAUCUCUGGUGAAGAAAUCUGUCAUUCCAGAUAUCGAAUUCUUUGUGAAUUUGGGCGAUUGGCCCUUAGUCACCAAAGCUGAUGGAGAAGUAUUUCCAAUAUUUUCUUGGUGCGGAAGCUCAGAUAAUCUUGAUAUUGUAAUGCCCACUUAUGAUAUUACAGAAUCUACAUUGGAAAAUAUGGGAAGAGUCAUGUUAGAUAUGCUUUCUGUACAAGGUAAUACCAAAGGUACUUGGGACAAGCGAGAACCAAAAGCUUUUUGGAGAGGAAGAGAUUCAAGCAGAGAAAGGUUGAAAUUAAUUGAGAUAUCAAGAAAUCAUCCAAACUUGUUCAACUGUUCUCUUACAAACUUUUUUUUCUUCAAAGACAAAGAAAAUGUGUAUGGUCCCAAAAGUGACCAUGUAUCUUUUUAUAAAUUUUUUGAUUAUAAGUAUCAAGUUGGUCUAGAUGGUACUGUAGCUGCCUAUAGAUUUCCAUAUUUAAUGGCUGGUGGCUCCCUCAUUUUCAAACAAGACUCAAAAUACUAUGAACAUUUUUACAACUCAUUGGAAUCCUAUGUUCACUACAUACCUGUAAAGAGGAACUUGGAAGAUCUUGUGAGCAAAAUUGAAUGGGCUAUCAGUAAUGAUGAAGAAGCUAGAACUAUAGCAGAAAAUGCCAGAUUAUUUGCAAAUGAAAAUUUAUUGCCAAAAAACAUAUAUUGCUAUUAUAGUCAGUUGCUCAAUGAAUUCAGUAAGAAGAUUAAAAGUCAGAUAGUUAUUCUUGAGGGUAUGGAAGAAGUAGAACAAAACACAAAAAUUGCCUGUGAUUGUCCAUCUCUAUAUAAAGACGAGUUAUAAGAUUACAUAAUUGUACCAAAAAAUCAAGACUUGGUGACUUGACAGUGUGAAAUAAGGUAUUCAAACCAGGUUUUUUUAUACUUAUAUGAUUUUAUACUUGAAUACUGUACAGCUAAGGGGCUAUUUAAGCUGCUCUCGUAAGAACUAUAAGUGUAUAUUAAAACUGGAAACAACUUAAUAAACACCACCAUUUGUUAGAGUUGGUUUCUUAAUUCUUAAGAAGGCUGCAUAAACUUCCUAAGCUAUUUCUCUCAAUAAACAAUUUGAGAUAUU